This is a messenger RNA of Poecile atricapillus (Black-capped chickadee), 4344 nucleotides long. RefSeq names its product guanylate cyclase 1 soluble subunit alpha 2 (gene GUCY1A2). The transcript has 8 exons. Gene Ontology annotation, biological process: response to oxygen levels; cGMP biosynthetic process. The record is from RefSeq and is a predicted model, not a curated record. Bases 22 to 2178 code for a protein of 718 amino acids. Gene Ontology annotation, cellular component: guanylate cyclase complex, soluble. NCBI's taxonomy places the organism in Eukaryota, Metazoa, Chordata, Aves, Passeriformes, Paridae. Gene Ontology annotation, molecular function: guanylate cyclase activity; heme binding.
CCGCGCCCGGCCCGCGGCACGAUGUCCCGCCGCAAGAUCUCGUCAGAGUCCUUCAGCUCGCUGGGCUCGGACUGCCCGGAGACGAGCCCUGAGGAGGAGGGCGAGUGUCCCCUGUCCCGCCUCUGCUGGAACGGCAGCCGCAGCCCCCCCGGCCCCGCCGACACCCCCUUCGCCGCCGCCGCCGCCGCGGCCAGCGCCGGGGCGCGCCGCGCUCCGCGCCGCCGGCGGGUCAACCUGGACUCGCUGGGCGAGAGCAUCCGCCGCCUGACGGCCCCCGCGCCUCAGACCAUUCGGCAGACUCUUCAAAAGACCCUGCAGUAUUUUGAGAAUCAAGUUAUUGGUAAUUACAGAGAUGCAGAGAAGAAUUUUCACAAUAUAUCAAACAGAUGCUCCUAUACAGACUGCUCUGGCAAUGAAGAAACUGAAGAUGUCUCAGGAAUUCUCCAGUGUACAGCUAAUGUACUAGGUCUGAAGUUUGAGGAAAUGCAAGAAAAGUUUGGGGAGGAAUUCUUCAAUAUCUGCUUUGACGAGAAUGAAAGAGUUCUUCGAGCUGUAGGUGGAACCCUUCAAGACUUCUUCAAUGGCUUUGAUGCUUUGCUGGAGCAUAUUAGAACUUCAUUUGGAAGACAGGCCACCCUGGAAUCUCCUUCUUUCCUAUGCAAAGAACUCCCUGAAGGCAAUCUCAUGCUUCAUUAUUUUCACCCACACCAGAUUGUGGGAUUUGCAAUGACAGGAAUGAUAAAAGCAGCAGCAAAGAAGAUUUACCGCUUGGAAGUAGAAGUAGAACAGGUCACAAAUGAUAAGUUGUGUUCAGAGGGGACAAACCCGGGUAACUGCAGUUGUUUGACUUUCCUUAUCAAAGAACAUGAAAAUGCAAAUACCACAAAAGCACUUCCACCAGGAACUUCCCAGUCCCCCUUAGACCUGAGGAUUAGUAUCAGCACCUUCUGCAGAGCUUUCCCCUUUCACCUGAUGUUUGAUCCAAACAUGCUGGUUCUUCAGCUUGGAGAAGGUCUUAGGAAGCAGCUCAGAUGUGACACUCAUAAAACCCUGAAAUUCCAAGACUGCUUUGACAUAGUCUCUCCUAAAAUCAGUGCCACAUUCGAACGAGUUCUCCUGAGGUUAUCUACACCCUUUGUCAUUCGGACCAAACUCGAAGAUUCUGAUUCUGAAAGUAAAGAUAAGGUGAUGGAAAUUAAAGGACAAAUGAUUCAUGUGCCAGAAUCAAACUCGAUAUUGUUUCUGGGUUCCCCCUGUGUGGACAAGCUGGAUGAGCUGAUGGGCCGAGGCCUCCAUCUUUCGGACAUACCUAUCCAUGAUGCUACUCGUGAUGUCAUAUUGGUUGGGGAGCAAGCAAAGGCGCAGGAUGGCUUGAAAAAACGAAUGGAUAAGCUGAAGGCAACGCUAGAAUGUACACACCAAGCCCUGGAAGAGGAGAAAAAGAAAACAGUAGAUCUCCUUAUUUCUAUUUUCCCUGAAGAGGUGGCUCAGCAGCUGUGGCAGGGGCAGCAGGUUCAGGCCAGGAAGUUUGAUGAUGUCACCAUGCUCUUCUCAGACAUUGUUGGCUUCACUGCCAUCUGUGCUCAGUGCACGCCCAUGCAGGUCAUCAGCAUGCUCAACGAGCUCUACACGCGCUUCGACCACCAGUGUGGAUUCCUUGACAUCUACAAGGUGGAAACAAUAGGUGAUGCGUACUGUGUUGCAGCAGGGCUCCAUAAGAAAAGCCUUAGUCAUGCCAAAGCCAUUGCCCUGAUGUCACUGAAGAUGAUGGAGCUUUCAGAAGAGGUUCUCACUCCAGAUGGAAGCCCUAUUAAGAUGAGGAUAGGCAUUCACUCAGGUUCGGUGCUGGCCGGCGUCGUUGGUGUGAGAAUGCCACGCUACUGUCUCUUUGGGAACAACGUCACCCUUGCGAGCAAGUUCGAGUCAGGAAGUCACCCGCGCCGCAUCAACGUCAGUCCCACCACGUACCAGCUUUUGAAAAAGGAAGAAAAUUUUAUUUUUAUCCCUCGUUCCCGUGAAGAGCUUCCAGAAAACUUUCCAAAGGAAAUUCCUGGGAUCUGUUACUUCCUGGAGGUCAGAAGUGGUCAGAAGCCGCCAAAACCUUCCAUCACAUCUGCCAGAGUGAGAAAGGUGUCUUACAACAUCGGCACCAUGUUCCUCCGGGAGACUAGCCUAUGAGGCCUGCUGCAGAUCAAAGACUCGUCAAAAAAGCACAAGCCCAGAACUGGGUCAUGACAGGGGAGUUGGAGGUUCUUUGUGUCUCACUGCCUUCUUCUGAACAGGCAGUAAAAAACUCCAUGUAAUGUCAGGCAAUAAUCAUUUUAAAAGGUGGGUAACUGCUGUCAGUAAGCAAAGUGGAGAUAGGGAAAAAAUAUUAAACAAAUGUACUUCCAAUUCCAGAGGAAUUUCUUUCAUAAACUAAAGUCUGGCCCCUCUAUGGCAAACAAAACAACAAAACAAAACCCCAACUCUCAAAUUAGAGGUUGGUCUUGUUUUGUGCAGAAAGGAUGAUGGUUCUCUGUAGAUUUGCACCAGCUAAGCAGAAUUGAGAGUCAGUUCUGAUUAUGCAUUCCUGUAUUUAAUGUGUUCUUCAGUAAGGUAAUGAUGUUUUUUAACUUUAUGAACAAGCAUUUCAUACAUAUACUGUAGAGCUGUUGUAACCUUCCUGGCAGGAGGAAUUAUGACUCAAUACAAAUAUUGUAGGAAUUUUACCUAUUUUUAUACAUAUUUCACUUUCUGGAUAAUUACAUUCCACAUACUGUAAGCUGAGUGAACUUAGAUAGCUUUUCAGAAGAAGUUACUGUAUAUUUCAUACAUUCUACCUAUCAAACCUUAUUGUUACACAAGUGGGAAGAAGGCAUUUCUUGACUUUUUUGGCAACAAAAGAAUCAAUAUUUACAGAAUAAAAACCCCACUUUGGUAAAUCACUUUAUCCAGUUUUUAUGCUAAAGCUUUAGAUGAGAACUGUCUUCUUAUAUUAAAAUAAUGUUCAGUAUUUGUCCUACAGUGUUGUAUGUCCAGUCCUUCCAGGACAAUGUAAACAAGGUGCAGAAGAUCAAUGUGUGGACAAAGAGAAAAGUUCUUUUCAAUGGGUCUUCUUUUCCCUCUAAAUUAUCAGCCAAACUGAUUUUCAGUAGAAGCCCUGAACUUCUCUAAAAAGUUCAUCUAUUGAAAACUUACUCUGAGGAAUUCCAGCAGACACUGGAAGCUAUCUGGAUGCUGGUUUUCUACAUUUUUUAAUAGGACUUGUGCUUUUAAUCCAGAUUGAUUGUUGAAAAUCCAUUCUGUUAAUAAUGAUUGCUCAUUUGGAAAUUUCCUCUAUUGUUUGAUUGGCUGAAGGUUCCCUGUUUUUCUAGUUAAGAUCAAAAAAAACACCAAAAAGGGAAAGAGAAAGAAAAAAAAAAAAAAAAAAAGAAGGAAAAAAAAGGCCAAUUCUUUGCUGUUGAAAAUUAACAGUAUUAUUAAUAGUAUUAUUGUCUUCAGUUAAUCCAGUUCAAGCAAGGUGUGUAUCUGGCACAUUUUCAGGUUUAUUUCUCAGGUUUUCUUUUUUAAAAGUAGUGGUGGUCAGUUUUCCUGUGCAGGUGUGCUGCCUUUGGAUCCUACUGGAGUCAUGAUGUUCUGAGCUUGCAGAUUGUUGGUUAAAAUUUGUGCCGUGAUUCCAAAGCGGCUUUGGAAUGUGGGCCUUUAAUUACUUUAAUCAAAGACAAGACUCAGCAGCAACUAGGAGGCGUGAGAAACUCAGCAUUUCUCUAAUCCAGAACAGAAAUGAGUUUGCUUAUGGAUUUAGUAGUCAUAAAAUGAGGCAUCUCUUGAAAAUAAGUAAGUAACUUUCACCACAUUUCGAGAUUAUCCAGCUGGAUCUUUCUGUGAAAGGAAUGACAGUUGUCUGUUUCUCCCCAUUCACCAGUAGCCCCUGUGAGUCAGCAUGGUGCUGCUAUCCUGUGCUGAAUAAGUUUCAGGCUUCUUUUCCAUGGAGCCUUUCUGGAUGAGAAAGGACUGCCUUGAACCUUUACAGACUUCAGCAUUCAGAGGACAUCUGAAAUUACUCUGCAGGGGUGAGUUUUUCCUUGCCUGAGGAAGGUAGAUGCAUGGGAAUUAGCCCAAAAACCUAUUUUAAUGCAAAUUCCCUCACUUUCUAAUGGGAUAUUGAUGUUAAAGAUUUCUUCCAUUGGUAUUAGAGCAUUCUUGGGAUUAGAGGAGGUUUUUUUUUAUCUACCUUGAUAAACAGCAUAUGGAAUUCUGUGGUCUGUCUGAAAAAUGACUUAAAAAAAGCUGUUCAAGCUUGAGGUUGUGGAAUUUCCAUCCAAACGACAGAUCUGAGCAUUUCCUGCACAGGAUGACAAG